This is a messenger RNA of Rubroshorea leprosula, 2004 nucleotides long. Lineage: Eukaryota; Viridiplantae; Streptophyta; Magnoliopsida; Malvales; Dipterocarpaceae. The record is from the annotation of a GenBank genome assembly.
UGUACCUAUGAAAGUUGUUGGAGAAAGAGAGGUGCCAAAGGAAGAAGUUGAAUGGAAUGAUGAAGACUUGGGGAAGAUCAUGAUCAACAACAAAGCAAUCAACAUGCUUCAAUGUGCCCUUAAUCCAAUGGAAUUCCAUAGAGUAUCCGGAUGUGAUACGGCCAAGGAGAUGUGGGACAUGUUGGAGGUAACACAUGAAGGAACAAGUCAAGUGAAAGAGUCAAAAAUCAAUAGACUCACUUACAUGUAUGAUCUUUUCAAGAUAAAACCAGAGGAGAGCAUUCAAGAUAUGUAUACAAGAUUGAAUGAUAUAGUCACCAAUCUCAAGGGUCUUGGUGAAGUUUAUCCUUUUCAAGGAGAUGUGGGACAUGUUGGAGGUUCAAGUUUUCAAGGAAAAUUGAUGACAUAUGAGAUAGAAGUUCAAGUUGAUGGUGGAGUUGAAGUAGUUGAGAAGAAGAAGAAGGAUGUUGCAUUCAAGGCUAGCAACCAAAAGGAAAAGAGUGAAGAUGAUGCUAGUGAUGGUGAAAACAUCUCCACCUUGAUCUCUAGAGAAGUGAGGAGAUUCAUGAAGAAAAACAUCAAGAGCAAGCUUGCAAAAAGAGAUGAAGGAGAGUUUACCAAAAGGAGUGUGAAAUGCUAUGAGUGCAACAAGAUGGGGCACUAUAGAAAUGAAUGUCCCAAAUUGAAGAAGGGUGAGAAGAAAGGCAAGAAGGGCAUGAAGAAGAAAGCUUUUGUUGCCACUUGGAGUGAUGAUGAGACUAGCUCAACAGAAAGUGAAAGCUCCUUAGAGAAAGGUGUUGCAAAUCUUUGCUUCAUAGCUCAAGAGGAUAGCAACCAUGAUGAGGAAGUAAACUCUAACUUCUCUAGUUCAAUUAAUGAAAGUUCAUUUGAGUAUUCUUAUGAUGAUUUAUGCAAAGUUCUUGAUUGCUCUAUGAAUGACAUUAAGACACUAGGAAAUGAGAAGAUUGCUCUUACUAAAACCAUUUCAUUGCUUAGGAAUGAAAUUGAAUCUCUCUCAAAACCAAAUGAGGUUUUAGUUAAAGAGAAUACCUUUUUAAAUGGUGAGAUUCCUUCUUUAAAGAAUGAGGAGUCUAAUAAUGCUUUGAAAAAGGAAAAUGAGGAUUUAAAGAAGGAAAAUGAAGAUUUAAAGAAGGAAAAUGAGGUUUUAAAGAGAAAAGCUUGUGAUCUUGAGAAUGUGAUUUCCAAAUUUACCUUAAGGACACUUUGCUUAUGCAUGUCCUUUGAAGAGAUUGAUAGCUCAAGAGAGGUGGCUCUUGUGAAAUGGAAGUGCAGAGAGCCGGCUUUGGAAGCUGCAGUCGGCUCUAUGGGCAAAGAUUUAAAGCCCGCUCUACAGAGAAAACAGAAUGUGCAGGAUGUCGCAAAGCCGACUGCAGAAAUGAGCAUUAAAUGACCCCCAACGGCUAGUAAUGGCUAUUUUCGACCAUGGGGUUAUAAAUAUGGUUGGUAGAAGAUCUGAAACAAGUUUAGAGAGCAUUGCAUUGAAUAUCUUUACCUAACUACAUGAACUUUAACUUGAGUUUUUGAUCUUUGAGAGAUCUUUACUUGUAAUCCUCUUCUUGUUCUAUUUGUGAGUGAUCUUGGGGGUGUGAUUAAUCCUUCAAGAGUGAUCUAUAGAGAGGAUUCUUGGGGUUUAUAUGUAAAGGGGUGAGAUUUGAGAAAAAUAUUCAUCUUCUUGUAAAAGAAUUGAGUGGCUCCUUUAAGGCACCCUUGUUUUCUUAGUGGAGAGUGUCAAGGAAAUCCUUGGUGAGUGAAGCCAGGGUAGAGGACUAGGCUCCAAGUAGUUGGACCGGACCUCUAUAAAAUCAUUGAGCAAGCUCUUCUUCUCUACUCUCUUUAAUUUUGGUGUUGUGGUUGUAAAAAAGGAGAGAAUUUUUGGAACUCCAAUUCACCCCUCCUCUUGGAAUACAUUGAGUCAUCAAGCUGCCUAUUAGAUCAGUAUCUCUUACAUCUUUUUCUUCUUACUAAUGAAUGUUGAAAAUUUUU